AUGAAGUUGUUAAUCGUGUCUUUGAUCUGUGUGAGUUUUAUACAAUUCUCCGUAGGACGAGCUUUCUCGAAGAACCAGCUACGAAAUGCGCUUAAAGAGUUUUUCAAAGACUACAGAGAGAGGAACGCAAAGGAUGAUGAAGACAUCACACCAUUUGUCCGUGAGGAAACUGAAGAUGACUCUUUGAACGUAUCGGAACUUAAUUCUGAUGACGAAGACGAAGCCGAAAGUCAAAAAGUAGAUCUACCAGGUGGAGUAAAGAAGCCAACUAACACCCAUGCUCACAACAAGGAGGAACAGAAGGAAGACAAUCUAGAUAGACACCCUCCCAAUCAAAAGACAAAAGGAGGAUUAUUUCAGAAAGCCAAAAGAACGUCAAAAAGAAUAUUUGAGGACACAUCCACCGUCUGGGCAAACGGCAAAGUCCCUUAUGUCAUUGACGAAUCUACUUUUGCCGGAAGCGAAAAUUAUCUCAGCUUACUGAAAGACAUACUUAGAGAGGCUAUACGGCAGCUCAAAGAGAACACGUGUGUAGAAUGGGUGCCAAGGACAUCAGAAGACGAUUACGUCAAGAUUAUAAAUGACAAAGGCUGUUACUCCUAUGUUGGAAAGAUUGGAGGUGCCCAACCAUUAUCCAUCCAGGCUGACGGUUGCACCACGAUUCACACGGUUUUACAUGAAAUGUUGCAUGCAAUGGGAGCGGCUCAUCAACAGUCCCGCAGCGACAGAGCAGGAAUGACGUCAAUGAAAUGGAAAAUGAUCGAGUCUGGAUAUUUGAAUAAUUUUGAGAUGGAAAAUACAAAAAAUGCGCAACCGUACGACUACAAAUCACUGAUGCAGUAUGAACUUGAUUCAUUUGGAAAGAAUGGAGCGAAUUCGAUGUCCAUCCCAGAUAUGAGUUUGGAGUACCUUAUCACCAAUACGAAAAGUUCUCUAACAAUAUACGACAUUGGGGAAAUCAAUAGUGCCUAUCAAUGCACUGCAAGCUGUACCAACAAAUGUGAAAAUGGAGGUGUUGUGAUAAAAGGAGACGGAAAUUGUGGGUGUAAAUGUCCGCCUGGUCUGAAAGGCGCUGAUUGUUCCGAAUUGGACACCACUGACGGAUGUGGGGGUUUCCUAACACUCAGUAGUGAUGCAGAAAAGAAAACAAUCGCUAUGGACUCUUACAAGACUGAUCAAUUGUGCACUUGGAUUGUCAAGGGACCAUCUGGCACGCGUAUAAAGGCCACAAUAGAGUCAAUGAAUAUCCCAUAUAGCGAAUAUAACGAUUGCUAUCAUUGGCUAGAGUUUAGGGACUACCUAAUUGGCGAUAGAGGCAAAGAGAGAUGCGGGACCACGGGAGGAGAAAUCUUUACAAAGAUGAUAAUUGGUGAUCCAACAAGAAUGAUGAUCCGCUUCAAUAGCAAGAAACACAAGGACCAUGCACCAGGGAAGGGGUUUUCCGUCUCAGUUCAAGCUGUCAAGUCGGGAUGUGUCAGCUCACCCUGUAAAAAUGGAGCUAAGUGUACUGAUAUUUCUGGAGGCGGAUUCACAUGUGAAUGUUUGAAUGGGUUUUCUGGAAACGACUGCAACACUUUGGCGGCUGACGCCAAAACAAAGUGUGAUUUCCAAAAUGACUUCCGUGCAUGUGUUUUUCAUCCAGACACUCAAAUGUCGACGUUUGAGUUUAUACUCAGCAGCGCUGUAGAUCCUAACUUUCCUGGAAAUGAAAAUGGCUUCCAGUAUCUUGUCAUCAGGAAUUCACAAUCCUAUUUCCCUGACGGAAAGGCUUAUUUGGUAACAUCUGUCAAUUUUGAGGAAUCUGAAAGAUGUUUAAGCAUGAAAUAUGGAUACACUGAGGAAUACUAUGGCCUUGGGACAGACACUCAGGUUCUGGUUCACUACAAGGGAGAUAACCAGGAACAGACGACAAUACUUACCCUGGGUACCUCUGACAUCAUCGUCGGAUCUUGGAAUAGGACAGAAGUAACGAUCCCCUCUGUAAAGGGUCUUAAAAUUACAAUAGAAGCAAUAGAAGGAUACCAGGGGAUGGGAUUAGAUGACAUUGAACUUAAACCAGGAGCCUGUGCAAGAAAAACUGAUGAUGAUGAUAGCUGCGAUCAACACGACAAAGCUUCUUGGAAAUACUAUUUCUGUCUUUUGUUUAGUUAG
Saccostrea echinata is the source of this 2151-nucleotide messenger RNA. RefSeq names its product blastula protease 10-like. Lineage: Eukaryota; Metazoa; Mollusca; Bivalvia; Ostreida; Ostreidae. The record is from RefSeq and is a predicted model, not a curated record. Gene Ontology annotation, molecular function: zinc ion binding; metalloendopeptidase activity. The coding region runs from base 1 to 2151 and encodes 716 amino acids. Gene Ontology annotation, biological process: proteolysis. Gene Ontology annotation, cellular component: membrane. The transcript is spliced from 21 exons.